CGGAUCAGGUUGUCUUUGUCCUGCAGAGUGAGGACGGAUUUUUGCUCCAUCUUCAUGAUCUUGUUGAACUUUCACCACAUUUAGAUGUGUAGAAGUUAAAAAAACAAAGAAAAAAACACGAUCUUAGCCUGAGGACUCCUGGAUGCAGGUCUGGGUUCAGGAUCUGGGUUUAGAUUUGGGUUCAGGCUGAGUUCCUGACUGAGGAUUCAGACCCACACUGGUUGAGCGUUGUCAUGACCAGAUUUAUGUUUUCCCAGUUUCCAGACCUGCAGUGUUUUUUCCUCCAACCAGAGAGUGCAGGGAGGAAGACCACCAUGAGGGCUUCCACCAGUCACCUGCAGCAGCUCACCAUCUUCACCACGGUGCUGACGGGCGGCGGGGUGGGAACCAUGUACUACCUGCUGCAGAAGAAGUUCUCUGAGUCUGACUAUCAUAGGCUGGCUGUGCAGGCGCUGGAGGCUUGUCCGGUUGCCAUGGAGAGUCUCGGAGCGCCGCCUUUAAAGGUCCAUAAUCUCCACCUGACCGACAGAAGCAACCGAAUAUAUCAGCUGACUGCACAGAUAAAGAUUCCUGUCACAGGGUCUAAAACUGGAGGUUACCUGUAUACUUCUUCAUUUAGAGAACCAGAAGCCCUCAGGUGGCGUCUGAAACAGGCGGUGCUUCAGCUGAAGGAUGGAAAAACCAUUGACCUGCUGAAUAACUCACCAUCCACAUCCCAGAACCAGGCAGCAGAGCACACUCAGGAUCUGGAUGUGGACCGCUGGUACUGAGCAGGUCCAAGAACCCGAACCAUAGAGGAAGAUGUCUGGGUGAAAGCAGCUGGACAUGGUGGGAUGGAUAUUUACCAAAUUCAGGACUGGAACUGGAGCAGAGAGCAGCAGAUGUAGCUGGACUUUAUAGUCCUCAGAAAUGUUCAGGUUCUGUUUAGGAAUGUUCUGUUCAGGUUUUGCACCAUGAUCUUCUGUAAAAGCUGUCCAUGAAACACGUCAAACACUCGGUCAAAAUAACAAUAACUGGAAGCACACAGAGAGUGCAGACCUUUGGCAAUCCAUAGGGUCACUCAUCUGAGGAAAAACCCCAAAAGGCCCAACAACCCAUGCAGUACUCCCUAUAUUUUUUUUUUAAUUUAAAUUUUUAUUGAGUUUUUAAGUAGAAACAUUGUUAAAACAAAUAAACAUAAAUAAAGUUUGGUCUGUUGGUAUCAGGGGGGUAUUCCAUUAAGGUUGGAUUAAGGGAAAGCUGGGCUUAUCUUGAUAAGUCUGGCCCAUUUAAGCCAGACUUCCUUCCAUCAAUGUGGCUUAUGUGAAUGCCUGCUGAGUAAUCAUGGUAACAUGUACACCAGAACUAGGCUGCUCAGGGGCAGGCUAACCUUCAAGCUUAGCUUAGCUGUGUCUCAAAAGACACCCAAAAGAAAGUUCCACCUGGUAGAAUGCUGCGCUCCCGCCGCUCAUUCUGGUAUAAAAGUAAAAGAAAAUAAAAAGAAAGCACUUGUUAUCACAUCACUACUUUGUCUUGAAUAAUUAAUAAAUCUGUCAGUGCCAAUGUAACUAAAGAAACGCAACUAUACACAUACUGAACAUGUUAUUAAAUUAAAAAGAACAUUGUAUUCAUUAAAACUAGUUAUACCAUGGUCUGGGUGAAUACUCAAUUCUGAUUGGCUGGAG
Molecule: messenger RNA, 1664 nt
Organism: Melanotaenia boesemani (Boeseman's rainbowfish)
Lineage: Eukaryota; Metazoa; Chordata; Actinopteri; Atheriniformes; Melanotaeniidae
Product: cytochrome c oxidase assembly factor 1 homolog
Exons: 4
Coding region: 234-770 (178 amino acids)
Biological process (GO): mitochondrial respiratory chain complex I assembly; mitochondrial respiratory chain complex IV assembly
Cellular component (GO): mitochondrial inner membrane
Source: RefSeq, a predicted model, not a curated record